Molecule: messenger RNA, 6716 nt
Organism: Bradysia coprophila
Lineage: Eukaryota; Metazoa; Arthropoda; Insecta; Diptera; Sciaridae
Source: RefSeq, a predicted model, not a curated record
UGUAGCGUUGACGCGGAUCGCGUAAACGUUUAUGUUUUACACGGACGGCUGUAACUUUUUUUUUUAAUUUUAAACUAUUUUCUGUGUUCGGCUACACAGUAAAUUUAUUAGCAAGUUUGUUAGUGACCAACAAUACAACAAGAACGUAAUAUAUAGAUUAAAGACUGCAAUCAUUGCAAAAGGUUAUUUUUAAAUUAAAUCCAAUAAGAAGUAUAAAUUUGAACUGAAACUGAAAGUGGAAACUGAUUGACCGAAAGAAGGAUCGACGAGAAUAAUUUACAAUGAACAGUUGAAUGGAUUUAGAGAAACAAUCUCAUCAAACUAAUAAAAAAGUGCGAGUGCAAGAAACAUGAACUUUUUAUUGAAACCAAUAAUUUAAGUUAGUAACCAAACAUCGUUCUAUGCUUCCACAACGAAAUACGGUCUUGCUGUCCAACACUUCAAAGAUGCACUUGUUACGACUACUUACCGCUUUGAUGUUAUUGUUUGGAUUGAUUUGUGGCGCCAAAGCUCAAAAUCGUGGUGCAGCCAAAUUCAAUAAUCCAAGUGAAUCGACAGGACUCGGUGUUGAGAAUCUCGAACACGAAUCAGACAAAACUUUGCGCAGCAAUCGAGUGCGUGAAAUCGAUAAUGCCGCAAAUAUUAAUGCGCAUCGAAAAUACCGCUACCGUUCGAAUGACGAAUUAGAUGAUAGUGAAAAGCCAAAACGCAUCUUGCCAUCAAAUCACAAAGAAUCAUCGGUGGAUGAUGUUACACCGAUUAAUCGAAAACGACCAGUGAGGAUAGGUCGACGCAGACUAACAACACCUACACCUUCAACUACUGAUAUUCCAAUGGUGAUACCGAAAAAAGUGAAACAAGAGGAAAAUCAGAAUAGUGCUAAGGACGACGUUGCUCUCGAUGUCCAAAAACUUUUUAAAUCAAAUGCUUCUGAAGAGCUUGUUCAAGAAAACAUUAAUCGUGAGCUUGUUAAAACCCAGGUCAAAAAUGAAACACCCUCAAAAUUUGGAAACAUUGAACAGUUGAACAACUUGACGCAAACCAUUCCAGUUACCAAUCACAGAAGAUCUCCUCCAUCCAAUGCCACAAGAAUUACAACUAAUGUAACAAGUUCAACAUCGACGCGCAUUAGUAUCAGAAAAGGCAAUCGCUAUCAGGCAAAUGCUUCCCGUAAAGUGGAAGCCAUUGCCACCGAAACUACUACACAACGUGUGACAAGACGACCUAUCAUUAGAUCAACGGAGAGAACUCAAACCGUUCAAGAGGAAACAACAACACCCCUUCCUCGUCCAUUGUCCAGAGGAACUGCAAGAAGUUCAAUAAAGAAUUCUGUAAAGGAAAAACCAGAUGCACUGGAUGAUUUGGAAGAUGAGAACUAUCCGGAACACUUUAAGUUGUUGCUGAAAGCAAACUAUCAGUCCAAUCUCUCUACCUCAACUCCUGCUGCCACGACUAAAGAUAUGAAAUUCAAAAAUUUCAAAAGUCGCAGAGUUGUUCCUUACAGAGGAUACAAACAAAAUUCAACAAUAAGUACAACAAUGGCAUCAACGACUGUUAUCGAAUCGAAUUCGCGUCGAAAUUACCCAGUUAUCUACCAAAAUGAUAAACGAUCGAAAAACAUCAGCGUUCAAAAUAACGAUGUCUUUGUUAAAGAUUUGGAUUCGACCAAAGACAAUUUCAAUUCGGUCAAAGAAACCAAUUAUCCGGAAAGUACAACUACAUCCGGACAAUUUCGUCCGCACCAUCAAGAACAACUAUACAAAGUCACCACGUUUAAGCCGGCGAUCUCUAAAUUUUUGAAUCGAAAUAAAUCAUUCAGGCAGAGAGGACCCACUGCAGCGGACUCACCUUCAAACACUUCGCAAAAUCCAGUGAGUCAGUUACCGAUACCUAUGAAAGAGACGGUGGCAACAGUGAAAGAAAUUCCUCCGCCGUCGUUGCAUAGGUACAGUGCUCGUUACAAGAGUGACAGUAGCUUUAAAUCAAACAGCGGAUCGAAGAAUGGUGCUGGUAGUAGUCCAUUUUACAUACCAACAAUACCGCCCCGUACAACUGAUGCGGAUUCUUUUACAACACAAUACAUUUACAAUGAAGUUGAACCCGUACAUAGCGGUCUAAUGCAUAGUCCUAUUGGAGUAGAAACAUCACAUCACUCCUCUUCAGUGACAGUGUCCAUUUUUGGCGCACUUUCCGAGAUCCUAUCACAAACAACAGAAAGUCUAAGUUUUCUAACUUCGUCAACAACAGAGUCAGCACCAAGCACAAGCACUUCCACGACAACAAGUACUACUACUACUACUACAACUACAACGACAACUACUACUACACCCACACCUCUUACUACCAAAUUCACUACUGAACAGGUACCGGAAAGCGACGAGUUUCAUGUAAAUAAUAUUCAAAAUUAUUCCACUGCCAAUCAUUUCGUUGAAAUAACCGAGACGGAAAAUGAAAUACCAACGCGAUCAGCAAGGCUUAUAGAAUCUGGAACAAAAUUCGGUCCCAACAUUCCCACCGCAUCGCCAAUCCCUCAAGUCCCCAAAACAAAGCUUACAGACACCAACCAUGCAUUUAAAAACGAUACUAAAAUAGCACAGCUAACAAUACCCGUAACUACAGUUUCGAAUUAUAUUCUAACAAAUGCUUCUCCCAAUUUAACCUCUUUAACUUCUCGGACUGAUAGUAGUACAGGCAGUAUAACUUCUGAGAUUAUAAUGACAAUGAGCUCAGACAAUUUGACAACGACAACUCUUAAACCUUCAGGGUCUACGAGUGAAAAGGACACUGUUUCAUAUUUCGAUAAAAACAUUUCUACAAACGGGAAUAGCCCAACGAUAGUUACUCCGUUAUACACUAGACGAGUUACACCGGAUAAUGUGACUACUACUACACUCAUCACAUACAUACAAUCCACAACACCGACUAGUCAUCCAUAUCCGCUACAAAAACCUAAUCCCACUAUCCUUACUGAGCUAUCAACUAUCCAAGACUUUUCCGAGCAACGGUCCCGAUUAGUUACAUCGCUUGCUGAAACAAAACAAGAGCGUCCAAUUUACGUAAUGCCAUCAAAUCCAACCUUGCAACAGUCAGAGACAACUGAAUCGAUGCGAUUUUCCAAUUCAAUUGAAACAACGACGCCAAUGCCACGAGUAUCAACCCCCAAUAGAACGUCUAAUCUACUAAGCACUACGUUGAGUCCCGGAGCAACAUCAAUACCAUUAUUGACAGUGACAAUGCCAACAAUACAUUUGGCUCAUUCGCCCUCAACUACGUCGCGUCCAUUUUCUCAUAGUACUGUGUCGGAAAAUGCUGCACCACAAUCGUUUAUAAUUUUAUCGACUCCUGCAACGAAAAUUGCGUCGAAUAACACAACCACAAACGUGACAUUGGAAACUCCAAAAUUAUUGUCGACAACCAAUACCCCGGACUAUGUACCAAGAUUUUCGAAAAGAAUUCCAAUUCUUCCAGUCCGACAACCGAAACGAGACUAUGUCGUCUACGGAAUACUACCCAACAACACAGUGGUAAAGAAAACUAUUGAUGAGAACGCAACCGAAAAUCCCUUAAUAAUUUACGGCAUUUUGCCGAAUAACACGGUGGUGCGCAAGUAUCCAAACGGAACCAUCGUUCCGGCUGACCAUAGUAACAAUAAAUUGGAAGUAAUUGAUAUUGAUCCGAAAAGCUUAACUGACCCGAACAGCGAUUUUUACCGACACAUCCACCAGGAUUCUGUUACGAAUGACACUAACCCGAUGCAACCUAUAAUGGAAAUUCCGAACACAAUGGCACCAAGCACGCAAUCCACAGUUAGAAAUCUUAAUGCAACCGAUAUUGUUAGUACUACUAUCACUACCACUGUUAACAGCACACCUGAAAUGACUGCAUCAUCCAUAAUAGACUUGUUAAAAAAUUACAAUCAAACAGAUAGCCAAUUAAAAACACAAAAUAUCUUUUCUCUUGCACCAACCUCACCAGCACUAAUUAAUAACAUGCGGGAAAAGUAUCUGACUCUAGAUAUUGAUCCAGUGACCAACCAUGUUCGUGAUCCGAAUGAUGUUGAUGGUCUAGAUAAAUUAGACGCAUCAAUAUAUCGAUGGAAACCGGUGUCUGAAACCACGACUAGUAGGGGUGUAGAAAUAAUUAAGAAUUUAGUGGAGCAAGCAAAAACAACAGAAAAUGCACCAACAGGUGCCAUUCAGUCGUUAACGACUUCUAAGAAUAAGGAAGCGGGUCGUGGUUUUGCCAUUGUUACAACUGCUCAAACAUCAACUUCGACCGAUGAAAACAAACCUUUUGUGCCAUAUAGCGUUAAGAGCAAUGCAAAUUCGAAUAGUAAAGAAGAAAAUGUUUUGGUAGACGAACUUACAACGAAAAUAACUCCACUUGUAACGUUGGCUCAGCCGUCUACUGAAAGAACAAACGUAUAUAUAGCAUCCACAGAUGUUACACCUAGUCAAGAAAUAAGUACAAGACCACAACCUGCGUUGACUACCACACCAUCUACGACCACUACACCACCUACGACUACCACACCAUCUACGACUACCACACCAUCUACAACCACUACACCAUCUACGACUACAACACCAUCUACGACUACUACACCAUCAACUACUACAAUCGCAACAACCCCAACAACAACUGCUCCAACAACAAUUCAAACUACUACGAGUAGUACAACUCCUAAUCCUACGAAAUCUGUGAGACGCGGCACAACAACAAAUCGCCCAACCACACCUGCGAAUCUCUCCACAUUGCCACAAGAUCGAAGCACGUUACAAAGAAAUUUGUUGUUGUUACAGGAACUAUUGGGAUUGACUGGGGAGAACGGCGCACGUAGUAUAGGAAAUGAAAGAAAUCCGUCAACAGUGUCAAUCCGAAGACCCACGAGUACCAGUACUACUACUACAACAACAUCAACAACGCCUACUCCGACGACUACAACAAGUACGACGACGACACCAAGACCAACUUUAGCGUCGACAACGAUUAAGCCAGCUGUUCAAUUUAACAGUAUUGACGAUAUUCUGAACAGUUUGCAAACUACGACAAGGCCUACAACUCAGCGACCACGAUCCGAAGAAGUCGAUGAUUUAACUUUCAUCAAUCGAUUGCGAUUGCUUCUAAAUCCCUCCUUGACGACAACGCGAAAACCUCCUACGAGAGCUACUACGAGAACCACUACAACCACGACGACGACGACUACGACCACUACCCCAGCAGCUUUGCCAUCAAACAUUAAUGAUUUAUUCGCUAGUUUUCCCGUACUGACAACGAAAAAGCCGACGUUUUCAGAUGCGGACGACAUAGCUUUUCUUGCAGGAUUACGCCAAAUAGCGCAGGUCGAUCAGCCGCAACAAUCAUCUUCACAACAAGAUCCAGAAUUUGCCAAUAAAAUAAUUCAGCUCGCCAUAAAUAGAACUGGAAAAAGUACCAUUAAACUACCAUCGAAUGAACAACCCUCCAGCAAUAGUGUACUUCAUCCGAACAGUAUUAAUACUGUUACGGCUGCAGGAAAGCCUGCUCUGUCGAAGACCGACAUCGAACGUGGCAAACAAGACAUCGAAACAAUAAAUAGUGACCUGAAGCUGCUAUCUACACUUCUAGGGCGUCCGAUUUCACCAAAUGAUUUACCUCAGUUAACACAACAAUUCGGAGGUGGUGCAUCAUCCGCUGUACCACAGAAACGAUAUCCCAGCUCAACAUCAUCGACAACAUCAACCACGACAAAUCCACCAGCUAUAGUGAAAGAAGUGGAAUUAUUGCAGUCGUUACUGCGGAGCCCGAACAAAGACAUAAAAUCUCAGGUCGGAUCCGAUGAAUUUUACGGCAACACAGACGAAGCAAUUUUGGCUACAAUUUUGAAACAAAAAGGAAUCGGUCCUUCACACAACAAUAUUCCUAUUGAGCAGCAGUUACUCGGCCAAAAUAAUAAUUACUAUCAGACAACCCGUACAACUACAACUCGUCGCCCAAGACCUCCUACUAGACAAUCUCGCCCUGUUCUCGACGGUUUGUCAUGGCUUUGGCGAACGUGGCAGGAUACUGCGCCAGGACCGCAACCGAACAAGCCAAGAGUUCAAAGUCCUAGAGAAAUAGCAAGUAGUCAAACACAAUCUCAGCAACUUUAUGACGAUGGAACGGAUGGAGAUACGUAUACGAAACCUCUCGACUCAAGUGAAAGUGAUGAAUCGUAUUCGUCUCCACUUGCACCACCCGGCGGAGGACUAUUGUCGGCAGCCAUAGGAGUAACACGAGCUGUAACACAAUUUCUGGGAGCAGCUUUACAGGGUGCUGGACGAUCAAUACAAUCGGCUUGGUCUAGUCAACCUCCAUCUAGUUCGUCAGCAGAUAACAAUUAUUUUAGAUUGAGUGGAUAGUGAAUUUCGGAGAUUUGCACAAACAGUAGACUGAAACAAAUAUUGGUGUUAUGGGAUAGCCUAGCCUUGGUGUGAUCAUUCAAAUAUGGAAAAAUUAUCCUAAAAAAUGUAAAACUAUUGCUCAUAAGUUCCACUCAAGUGUUGCUCAAUAAACGAGUGGAUGAAAAACUAUUUUUAAGCACUCAGUGUAAGGGAUGGGGGAUAAAUGAAUUAGUGCUCGUUGACUUGAUGUAAGAAGAAUUUAUUAUUGUAACAAGUCAUUAAAGUAGCAAAAUUGUUGUAUGUAUGAGUGUGUAUGGUGGGUGAAUGAGUGUGUGAUCAACUAUUUUAUUUAUU